AUGCAGCAAGACAACGCACCUCUCGAAAAAGCUAGUGCUCAGGCAAGUUGCUGGUGUGCGGCUCCCGCCGUGUGGACAGAUGUAAUCUCUUCCAAGAAGGCAUUGCUUGAAGAGGCUUUCAAGAAGCCUACCGUUUGUGAACUGAAUGCUGCAAGAGCUCUGCUAGCCAAUGUGGCAGGUCAGCACUGGCAUCAAUUUGUUGACAGUCAACUGUCUGGUACAUAUCAGAAUCACACGAUCUCAAGGACAUGUUCAGACUCAAAUCAAGUUAUUCACAUGUGGUUGCGAGUCCACGUGAGUCUUGUGAAAGAAUUGGUCGUAGCACAAGCAACACGAUAUCAUGAGUGGCACGCACACGCUAAGAAAUGGGCUCUACAU
Molecule: messenger RNA, 378 nt
Organism: Cooperia oncophora
Lineage: Eukaryota; Metazoa; Nematoda; Chromadorea; Rhabditida; Trichostrongylidae
Source: the annotation of a GenBank genome assembly